This is a messenger RNA of Acanthopagrus latus (yellowfin seabream), 1125 nucleotides long. RefSeq names its product UFM1-specific peptidase 1 (non-functional) (gene ufsp1). NCBI's taxonomy places the organism in Eukaryota, Metazoa, Chordata, Actinopteri, Spariformes, Sparidae. Bases 159 to 905 code for a protein of 248 amino acids. The transcript has a single exon. The record is from RefSeq and is a predicted model, not a curated record.
UCGAGUUUUGUAGCCAGUGCUUCGACGGGACGGUUAUUGCAGUAGCAACCGACGACAGCCGGAUGAACGCUUGUGUUUUGAACAGCUGGGAAUAUUCAGAAGCAAAAAUCAUGAAUAUAAAAUGCGAAAUGUGUGCUUGGUAGAGACAGAUAGUAAAAAUGGAUAAAAAGGUUGAGGAAGCGGAAUCUGAGGGGAUUGACUGGGGAAGACGUGGCGCUGCUGAGGGAGAGGUGUUAAAGAACAGCACAACUUUAUCCAAGAAUGUCCACACCUGUCUUCCUUAUCCACUUACAGACCCCGUCAAAUGUUCUCUGAUAAAAGGAGACUAUCUCUACUUUCACUACGGCUGUGAUGGACAAGAUGACAGAGGCUGGGGAUGCGGCUACCGCACCGUUCAGACGAUGGCUUCCUGGCUUUGUCACAACUGGUUUCCACUAAAGGACAAACGCAGACCUCCACCGAGCCUCCCAGAAAUCCAGCAAGCCCUGGUCGCAAUGGGGGACAAACCAGGCUCGUUCUCCAGCUCCAGGGAGUGGAUAGGGACGUUCGAAGCCUCCCUGGUCCUCGACUAUUUCUACGACGUGCCCUGUAAGCUGGUACAUGUCAGAGGUGGAGGGGCAGAGCUGGAGCAGGUUGCAGUGGGGGAGCUCCACCAGCACUUUGAGAAGCACGGGUCUCCAGUCAUGAUGGGAGGGGACAGGGACAACUCCUCUAAGGGGAUAUUAGGGGUGUGCACGGGGGACAGUGGGAGCUGCUUGUUAGUUGUCGACCCUCACUACUAUGGGUGUCAGCUGGGGAGGACAGAGCUGCAGAGGCGCGGGUGGGUGGCGUGGAAAAGAGUUUCAUCUCUGGAUCAGUCCUCGUUUUAUAAUCUGUGUAUGCCUCAGACCGCCCCCAAAAAAUGAACAUAAACUAAGUGAGAAACCCAAGUGUGUGUCAGAAUUACAAAGUGUAUUAUUUGUGCAGAUGAGCAAUUGUGUGAUUUUCUCAUGGAUGCAGUUAAACAUGUUUUAUGGGACAGAUUUACAAUGCAUUGUCAAUAUAAGAUGCAGUGCCAUCCUGUGGAUGAAACCAAUAAUCACAACACGUUUAAAAAACAAACUGAUGUAACAAUUUUUAUGGUCA